AGCCUGGACAGUUUUAGACGGCACAGUCUUGCUACAAGGUAUGAGAAAUGGCUGUGGGAAACAACACUCAGCGAAGUUACUCCAUCAUCCCAUGCUUUAUAUUUGUCGAGCUUGUCAUCAUGGCUGGGACAGUGCUGCUUGCCUACUACUUCGAAUGCACUGACACUUUUCAGGUGCAUAUCCAAGGAUUCUUCUGUCAAGAUGGAGACCUAAUGAAGCCUUACCCAGGAACAGAGGACGAAAGCUUCAUCACCCCUCUGGUGCUCUACUGUGUGCUGGCCGCCACACCGACCGCUAUUAUUUUUAUUGGUGAAAUAUCCAUGUAUUUCAUAAAGUCAACAAGAGAGUCCUUGAUUGCCCAAGAGAAGACAAUUCUGACCGGAGAAUGCUGUUACCUGAACCCCUUACUCCGAAGGAUCAUAAGAUUCAUAGGGGUGUUCGCAUUUGGACUUUUUGCUACUGACAUUUUUGUGAAUGCUGGACAAGUGGUCACAGGACACCUCACGCCGUAUUUCCUGACCGUGUGCAAGCCAAACUACACUAGUACAGACUGCCGAGUGCACCACCAAUUCAUCAACAACGGGAAUAUCUGCACCGGGGACCUGGCAGUGAUAGAAAAGGCUCGGCGAUCCUUUCCCUCCAAGCAUGCAGCACUGAGCAUUUACUCCGCCUUAUACGCCACGAUGUACAUCACAAGCACAAUCAAGACGAAGAGCAGCCGACUGGCUAAGCCGGUGCUAUGCCUCGGGACCCUCUGCACAGCCUUCCUGACCGGCCUCAACCGGGUCUCCGAGUACCGGAACCACUGCUCCGACGUGAUUGCGGGCUUCAUCGUGGGCACUGCAGUGGCCCUGUUCCUGGGAAUGUGUGUGGUCCAUAACUUCAAAGGAACACAAGGAUCUCCUUCCAAGCCCAAAUCCGAGGAUUCACGUGGAGUAGCCCUAAUGGCUUUCCCAAGAAUAGAAAGCCCUCUGGAAACCCUAAGUGCACAGAAUCACUCUGCCUCCAUGACUGAAGUCACCUGAGAUGGCUGGCAUGUCCCAAGCUGUUUUCAACCUCCUUCCAGUUCAGUAUUUCCAAACACACAGUUACCCAAUAUCAAACUGUGAAGAAAAAUAUUCUGUUUUAUCUAGUUAGAGGGUAAUGUUUUGUACAUUUUUGUAAAAUGAGGAAGUGAUGUAGCUUGCCCUGAAUUUUUUUUUCUUUUUGGUCAGCUUUAAUAUAUUUAUGCCAGAAUUUUAAAAUCCGCAAAAUUUUCUCCUUGUUCAAGUGUGCAUUGAAGAACCACAUUUAUUCAAUGAUUGAUGUUGUUUUGUGAUAUUUGUACACAAACUUUUUCUCAGUUUUAUAGACACAGAAAUAAAAUAUAAUGAUUCAUUUUAACUUUUUAUUAUCACAGCUGCUGCCUCCUCCAGAAUUUUUUUAAUUUUAAUGAAAGUUAAACUUUUGAGUCACAGGAAGGAGAAUGUUGGUUAUGGCAAAUCCCAAAAUCAGUUGUAUAAAUAGGAGAGCGUGCGAGCUUCAAAAAAGAACUUUGCAUUCUGAUGUCUUAAUAAGUUGUCGCAUUCAAAGUUAAAGUAUUAGAAAAGUUACCUAUUUAUGGGAAUAAUUGGCAGAGAAUCUUUGAUUUGGUGUUUGGGUUUUAGGAUUCUUUCCUGAACAGUAGCCUUGCCCAGCUGAGAAGUUCAAGAUUUUGGAAUCACGAGUUUGGAAUCAUGCCAUGGACAGACACAACGUUGCAUCCUCCCUUCCAAGCAGCAGCCAGCACCAGCCUUCCCUGUCAACUCAACAGUUUUGUAUAUCAUAUUGUAUGGACUUUAUAUGAAAAUGAAUAUUUUACAGUUUGCACAGUAUUAUUUUACAGAAAGGAUAUCAGAGCAUCUACAGCAUAGAGCCCCAGAGUAGCAUCUGGACUCUGGCUUUUAACUGCUGUUGAAUUUUAACUGCAUCUCAUUUUUCUAGCAUGAUGAAAGCUGAUGUGUAACUCCUUUGUGAGAAGGAGCUCCUUUGUCUGUACCUAUCAGAAUGUUUUCUUGACAAUUCCCACGUUGGCUCUUCUUAGCUUUUUUUGUACAUAUUUUUUUUUCUAAAGAGAAGAAAAAAGUUAUCACAAAAUGUA
Molecule: messenger RNA, 2119 nt
Organism: Ochotona curzoniae (black-lipped pika)
Lineage: Eukaryota; Metazoa; Chordata; Mammalia; Lagomorpha; Ochotonidae
Gene: PLPPR1
Product: phospholipid phosphatase related 1
Exons: 7
Coding region: 48-1025 (325 amino acids)
Biological process (GO): phospholipid metabolic process; signal transduction; phospholipid dephosphorylation
Molecular function (GO): phosphatidate phosphatase activity
Source: RefSeq, a predicted model, not a curated record